Postia placenta MAD-698-R-SB12 is the source of this 945-nucleotide messenger RNA. RefSeq lists its product as hypothetical. The transcript is spliced from 10 exons. The record is from RefSeq and is a predicted model, not a curated record. Lineage: Eukaryota; Fungi; Basidiomycota; Agaricomycetes; Polyporales; Adustoporiaceae. Bases 1 to 945 code for a protein of 314 amino acids. Gene Ontology annotation, molecular function: oxidoreductase activity, acting on the CH-CH group of donors, NAD or NADP as acceptor.
AUGGCCCCUGUUACGAAUGCGCGUGUCCUAUUCAACGAGAUACCCUCUGGACUGCCUAUUCCCGGACAAACAACCGUGUACGAUGCCUCACAGACGAUCGACCCAGACGCCGUCCCGCUAGAUGGCGGGUUCCUGGUCAAGACCCUUGUCCUCUCCAUUGACCCGUACAUGCGAGGAAGGAUGAGAGAUACGAGCAUCAAGUCAUAUGCGCCUGCCUACAUCACGGGAGAACCGAUCCAAAACUACGGUGUCGGCCUCGUCUUCCGCUCGGAGAACGAUGGCUUCAAGCCGAAGAUCACAUUUACUGGCACUCGUUCCUACUGGGUUGCGCGCGACACCAGCGAGAUGCGUGUGCUCAAGAACACUGAGAACCUUCCGUGGUCAACAUACGUCGGAGUAUGUGAGAUGACGGGCCAAACAGCUCACCAUGGGUGGGCGGAAUACGCGCACCCCAAGAAGGGUGACGUCGUCUUUGUGUCCGCCGCUGCAGGACCCGUCGGCGCAACGGUCAUUCAGCUCGCAAAAGCAGACGGCUGCAAAGUGAUUGCGUCGGCAGGCACCGAUGAGAAGGUUGAAUUUAUCAGGUCGAUCGGUGCGGACAUCGCCUUCAACUAUAAGAAAGAAAGUACGGCCAAGGUGCUUGAUUACUGGGAUGGUGUUAGUGGUGAGAUACUCGAGGCUGCUAUAGGCGCCGCUGCAGUGGGUGCUCGCUUUAUCGAAUGUGGCAUGAUCUCGGGAUAUAAUAGCGAGCCAUAUCACAUCAAGAACAUGAUGCUCAUCCACAUCGACGAGUUAUACGGCACGAUCCCGAAGAAAGUAGCGUGCGGAGAGAUAAAGUACAAGGAGGACGCCAAGCAUGGAUUGGAGGCCGUCGGUGAGGCAAUCGUGGAUGUCCAGAUAGGAAAGAAUAAGGGGAAGAGUGUUAUCGUCGUUGCGGAGGAAUAA